Molecule: messenger RNA, 1080 nt
Organism: Jatropha curcas
Lineage: Eukaryota; Viridiplantae; Streptophyta; Magnoliopsida; Malpighiales; Euphorbiaceae
Source: RefSeq, a predicted model, not a curated record
AUGCCCUUAUAUUGCUGAAGGUUUCUUAGACAUUGUGUGGCUAUAUAUAGCAGGGACUUCGCCAUUAAAAAACCAUACACUUCUUCUCCCCUUUACAACUAAAGAGAACCAUGAAGAGCUUCUCUAUUUUCUUUGUUCUUCUCCCUCUUCUCUUGUUUGCUAUUACUGUGGACGCGAGGAAAGAACUACUAAAAGAUCAACAUCUCAACGAUGAUAAAACUUCUAUUGAGGAAAAUGGGCCAAAAUCUAUUUUAAACCAUCUCAACGAUGAGAAGUUCGAUCCCAAACGUCCCGAGUUGUUUGGUUAUCAUUACGACGACGAUGAUAAAAAAGACAAGGCAUCAUCAUUUGAGAAGUUCGAUUCCAAACGUCCUGAGUUUUUUGGUUAUCAUUACGACGACAAUGAUAAAAAAGACAAGUCAACGUCAUUUGAGAAGUUCGAUCCUAAACGUCCUGAGUUCCUUCACUAUGGUUACAACGACGAUGAUAAACAAGACAAGUCAACAUCAUUUGAGAAGUUCGAUCCUAAACGUCCUGAGUUCCUUCACUAUAGUUACAACGACGAUGAUAAAAAAGAUAAGUCAACGUCAUUUGAGAAGUUCGAUCCUAAACGUCCUGAGUUCCUUCACUAUGGUUACAACGAUGAUGAUAACACUGACAAAUUAUCAUCUGUUCAAAAUUUUGAGCGUUGGGUUCCUCUUCCAUCAUUUCAUUAUACUUACAGCGACGAUGAUAACACAGAGAAAUCAUCGUCAUUUGAGAAAUUUGAUCCCAAACAUAAGAACUUGCUUCACUAUCACUACAACGACAACAAAGAAAAAUCAUCACCGCUCGAGCAUAAUAAGCCGUCGUCUCUUAUUGAAGAGAUCCCAGGCGGCAACAAUGAUCAUAAGGAGACCAUGUAAAUUAGGCAUCCAGAGGAGCAUAUGGGUUUUAAUGAAAUUGUAUAAUGUUUUAUGUAUUUAAACGUUAUGUCCUCUAUGUAUGGGAGUGCUUACUUAUUAAAGAAAAAUAAAAAUGGCGUCGCCAUAUAUGAUAAUUGAAUAAAAGUAACACUUCAUUUCCUUCCUCUUUUCUCAA